AUGGUGCGAAUGCUCGUUCCAUUCCUCUUUAUUCCACGGUUGCAAUGUUAUCGUAAUCAUACGUCUGAUGUAUUACGCUGUUGGUCGGCAUGGUCACCGUGUACAGUAACAUGUGUUCCACAUACAAGUGAAGCAAUUGAAGCGGAUUUUGCGCGAAGAUGGAGGGUAUGGUUGCCGAAAAAGUGUCCUAAUGUACCACCUCCAGAUCAACUAACACAAUUCAGAAGGUGCAGCACAAGUGUGCCCCCUUGUCUGGAAUUGGAAAGUAUACUGCGACCAUCACCACGAACCGUUUAUCGCUUAGUAGCUUUAUUGAUGUUGGUGCUUCUCUCUGUGAUACCAUCGUUGUAUAUAUGUUGCAGGUAUUCUUCCGCUGCUCCAGUAGCUCGAUUGGAACAAAAUGAAAAGACCUUACCAUUAUCAAAUAUCCUGGAUACGCUACGAAAUGAAAAUGUUACCAAAAAAUCGCUUACUCUAAGGAAUUCCAGUUUGAAAUAA
This is a messenger RNA of Necator americanus (New World hookworm), 498 nucleotides long. RefSeq lists its product as uncharacterized. The coding region runs from base 1 to 498 and encodes 165 amino acids. The record is from RefSeq and is a predicted model, not a curated record. The transcript is spliced from 4 exons. Lineage: Eukaryota; Metazoa; Nematoda; Chromadorea; Rhabditida; Ancylostomatidae.